AUGGCGCACACUGUCGAGUCGCCGGUCGGCGCUCGCGCAUCGCACCAUUUUUCGCCACGAGAAUCGCCGCGAAAGCAGCUUCACUGCGCUGCGGCGGAAGGCCCUGGCGGACAGCGCGCCGAGCCUUACGGUCCUCACCCUUCGCCGCGCUCGUCCGGCGGAACCGCCGCGGUUCACGGCGCACCGAAGAGCCGAUCCGACCCUGACUUCGCCGCUGUUGACACGCGCCCCGUGCUCCACGCGCCGCAGAGGCAGCUCUCAAGCGACCUGGGGGCGAGAGGGCCGGCGAGGACGCUGAGCGGUCAGAUCCGGCGCGCGCCAGAUGAUGAUGAUGACGUGGGCAAGCCGUUCGUGACGCGCAAUCACCACGCGUCGCCCGUUGAUCACAGCCGUCAGCGUUGCGACGGGCGCGGCCCCGCUGUGUCGGGUGGGAGCUACGAUGACUUCCCAGCGUGCUCAACCGUGGGAAGGGGAGAAAGGGCGGAAAGAGUGGAAAGGGGACGACGGAGAGCUGCGGCGCAAGCCUGCUCCCCGUUCGACCCCUCCUCGUCCCCCACAUCCCCUUCCGCCGCCUCCCCCCGCUUCCCCUGCUCCAUCCCCUCGCCUCGGCACAACCCGGUGACAUCGCCUGCUGCCUAUCAGCAAUCACCACGUCAGCUACCAGCAUCAAGCUCUGUGGGCUGCGAUUCGCCUGGGCAGCGUGCUAGAGGGCAGAGGAGAAGCGGCGACGGCCGAGUCAGGCGCAGCCAGCAGCUCAGUCCCUUCGACUCGUGGGACGACAGCGAGCCGAUCUACGACGAUGGCGACCCUAUGCUGCAAAGUUCACCUUCCCCUCGGUCACAGAGGGGUUUCUCCAGCCGCCAGCAUGCAGCGUUCCAGUCAGACUCGGAGGAGGAAGAGGACUGCCGUGACGCUAACGGCGAUGAAACUCGCCGUCCCCUGUCUCGGUGGCGCUCUCACUCUCUCGCGGAAGAUCCAAUUGAGGAGAAUACAGCUGCGCGCCGCGUGCACACUCUAGACCGCCGCCCUGCGCCGUCGCAGUCGCUCCCUGACUGCCGCCUCCCCCGGCGCUCAUGUGACGAGCGCAGCAUGCGACACACAUGCAGGGGUUCGCAUGGCGGUGCGUGCGUGGACGUGCAGAGAGCAGGGGAGGUGGGAGAGAAUGCAGGGUGGGUGGAUAAGGACUCCUUGGAGGGUGAAGGGGAGGACGUGGAGGCAGUGAGAGAGAGGCAGAGGAAUGUGGAGGAGGCUGGUAUGGAGCGGAGAGGGAAUGAGAGGCAUGGCCCAACACUGAAGAAAAUGCAGGGUGGGCUGGACCUGUACCAAUCCCGAGAGGCAGUCUGUGAUUUGUCGGAGGACAGCAAGCAACAGUCCAGGCCAGCGGGAAGAAAUGAGGGCCACACACCGUGUGGAGAUGCUGCUUCUGGGGGGGUUAUGGGAUGUGAAAGCAGGGAAGCUCCCAAGAGCAAGCCCAAAAGCAAACUGCAGAGAUCACUGAGCGAUGACGAUGAGGAAGAAGAGCGAGCAGAAAAAGAGCUUAGACCGAAGCCGCCGUCCCCCGACUCCCCCCUCCGCCUGCGCCCCGGGUCAGGCUCGCUGGAAUCCCCCGCUAGCGCGCCCUCACCCUCGGGCCCUUCCGCUGCGCCUCGGGAAUUCCGCGACCCGAGCGACGCGUAUCCAGCCGUUCAUUCUCGGUCCACGAGCGAUGGCCUCGACCAGUCGGAGUUACGUCGCGCAUCGCGCCGCAACCCGCGUGUUUUUAACAGCGCCUCGACGCUGCCGGCCGAGCGUCAUCAGCAGGCGUCUCGCCGGUUAACUGUGAGCCGGCAUUCGUGGGACAACACGUCAGACGAAAGCAUCGAGCCGCUCAGUGCCGCUAGCUUCAACAGGUUGUUGCAUGCCUCGCCGCAAACGUUCUGCGUUCCUUCCAGUAGCGCUGCGACGGCUCCUUCGUAUCCUCAGUUGAUCGCUGAGAUAUCAGAAGCUCCUAACCUGCGACUGGGGAUGCCGCCGUCGACCUUCCAGCCCGCGAAUCCCGCUCAAUUUUUGAUAUCCCCCAAUUCCCGGAGACAGAUGCCGCCGAGCUGGCCUGCUGCUAUUGGUCGAGCAGCAGCGCCUGCACGCGGCGGGGGCAGCGCUGACGUGGCGUCCGCAGGCGCGUUGCGCCACGCGUUCGGGAGCGUGACUAAGCUGGACGCCCUCCCGGAAGCCGGGAAUCGCCGAGAGGCAUCAAGAGCGACUGACUCUGGCGCGGAAACGCGCACUUAUGUGCGGAGAGCUCAGAGCGGAGGAGUGACGGAAAGGGCGGCGGAGGAAGCGCGGGUUUACGCGGAAGCUGUUGCGCCCAUCGGCGCAGGAUGCAGGGAAGCAGCCGCUAGGCAGGCCGUGGGGCGGGGGUUCCCCGCACGUAGGAUAGGUCCCGGUGCAGCUGGGGAGGCUAUUUGGACUGCGCCUGGUGCGCCUGGGAUAGGCAGGGGAGAGGGUGCGCGGAAUGGAGCUGCGAGUGGGGAACGCGCGGGGAACGGAAGCAGCGCUGGGGAAGGGGAUUGGCGGAGAGGUUUGAGCGGAAGUGGGGGAUACGUGAGCGGGACAGGGAGUUUCCAGGAGAGGCGGAACGGGCUAAGCGCGCCGAGGGUUAUGGGACCCGUCGGGGGGGCCAUGGCGUGGCGCAGAGGGAGCAUGGGGGAUGCGGAUUGGCUGAACAGGUGGGGAGGGGAUGCUGCCGGUGUGCACCGCAGGGCGGCUACUGUAGCUGGCCUGGGUGGUAUGGGCGGCACGAGUCGUGUGGUGCGAGACAAUGGGGGUGAAAUGGGAGAAACCGUGGGCAUGGGGAUCGUGGGGGGGGCAGCAACGGUUAUGGGGAGGGGGAGGGUAUUUUUGUAUAGGGGCAUGGGGGGAGGUAGCUGGAAGGAGCAAGCAGUGCGGCGAAAUGGAAUGAGCGGUGGUCUGGGCGGCAUAGGUGGUGUGGCUGGCGUGGGUCGCAUGGGCGGCAUGGCCAGCAUGGGCGGCAGUCAGAGGGAAAGGCUAACUGAUGGGCAGGUGGGGGAAUGGUUGGAACAGGCACACGAGCCAGUAACGCAGCAGACUGUAACGAGGAUGAGUCAAUCGAAUCCCUCCGGGCGGCAACAGGAGAGACCCCUCUUCGAUCCCCACGGCAGGCCUCAGCUCGCCUCUCAGCAGCGCUGCUCACUUCAGAGAUUGGACCCAUUGCUGGUGCCAGCUCAGCGUGUCAGCCUUCCAGGUCAGCAGCGCUGUAUGCCAGGUCAGCAGCGCAGUAUGCCAGGUCAGCAGAGCAGUAUGCCAGCUCAGCAGAGUGCAGCUGUGGCUCGUAACCUGCAGCACAGAGCCUCGUGCCCUCCUCACAGCCUUGAGGGUGCCGCUAUCAUCUUCCAACACAAUCAGCAGCACAGCCAGCCAAGAGGUCCCGCCUCCCACCCUCUCAAUGCUGCUGCCACUCCUGCUUCGAUCUCUGUUGCUGCAGCACUGGGCCCACACACUAGCUGCGCCCACACCGCCCCGUUAGCAUCAAGCCGUGAGCAGCGUUGGCAGGGGAAGGGAGCGGCAAGCACAGGCCGUGGCAGCAGUAAGUCCGCCUCGUUCCCCCUCAAUGCUGCUGCUGGCAGCGCUGCGAGUACUGGAGGGGCGGCAAGCUCUGGUGGUGGCGGGAGCAGUAAGUCCGCCUUAUUCCCCCUCAAUGCUGCUGCUUCUGCCAUGGCUACACCUACUGGAGGAGCGGCAAGCACAGGCCGUGGCAGCAGCAAGUCCGCCUCUUUCCCUCUGAACGCUGCUGCUGCUGCCACUCCAUCGACUGGCGUGCCGGCAGGCGCUGGUACGUGCGGGGGCAGCAAGGCCGCCUCGUUGCCCCUCAAUGCUGCUGCUGCCACCGCUGCACCUGCUGGCGGGGCGGCAGGCAUCUGCAUUGGUGGGCGCGGGGGCAGCAGCGAGUGCGCGUCUCUGCACCGCCGCGUGCACACCUUCCCCCUCCCCGCCGCCUCUCCUCUCACCCGCAUCUCUCCUCCUCGUCCCGCUCCUCCUCCUCCUCCUGCUGCUGCUCCUGCUGGUGUGUCUUCUGCUGCUGCUGGUCCCACUGUGGUGUCACUGCCUACUCGUACGGCUGGCGCUGCUGCUGCGGCCUGUGCUGCGGGCAGCAGGAGUAGCGCCAGCAUGCACCGUUGCGAGCAUGCAUGCGAGCAUGGGCGUGGUGGCGUUGGUGGUGCUGGCAGCAUGAGGGAACGGGUGAGCACAUCAGGAGCAGGGAGCACGUUAGGAGCACUGAGUCGGGCCCCAGCCAGAUGGCACUCGUGGGGGGGUGCCACGGCUGGUGCUCUCGCCACUGCACCCAGCAGCACCAGCCGUGCGCCCAGCAGCAAGCCCAGGCCAGCACACCAUCUCUCCCACCCAACCUCCUCUUCCUCCGCUGCCUCCCACAUCCCAUCCCACACCGAGCCUCAGACGCAGGCUCGGGCCGCACCAGCAGUCCAGCUCCGGUCCCUUGUCGAGCCACCACCACACCACCUGACCAACGCACAGCGGCUCUAUGAGUCUCUGCCCUUACAGCAGCGACAGUUACGUGUUCAGUCUAUCACUCCCCUCCGCCUCACACCGCUUUCCCUGCACGAAACCUCCUCCUCCUCCUCGCCCCGUCUCACCGCCUCUCAGCAUUCCCCAGCCUCCUUGCCCGCAGCUCCUUCCCCCCGGUUCCCUCCCUCCCAACACUCACCCAACUCAUCCUCAUCCUUCUCCUCCCCCCGCUCGCUCCCCCCACACCCCUCCCCUCGCUUUCUCGCCCCGCAAACCUCCCCUCGCUCUCUGCCCCCACAGCCCUCCCCCCGCUCCCUCACCCGCGGACCCACCUUCCCCGCCCCCAUGCCGGCCCCCACGGCUCGCUUCGUGCCCGCCCAUGGAUCCUCUCUGCACCGUGACUCGCUCCUCCACGCCGCUGCCGCUGCUGCCCUCUCCGUGCCUGCCCCUGCUGCCCCUGCUGCUGCUACUUGUGCUCGCGCUGCUGCUCGCAGCACUGUUCACAUACAAGCUCACUCUCGUGCACAAACCAACACACAAUCCCUUGCCUCCAAUGCACGGCGCACUCCGCAGCGCAAUGCACAAUCAGAUACUCCCAACGCGCUAUCUCAAGCACGUGCCCAUGCACACAUGCCUGUCAGCAUGGCGCAUGCUACACGCGCAAGGCCUGUGCCACCCAGAACGCAUGUGCAAACAACAGACGCCGUACCACCGCCUGUCGGUCAUGCAAGCCGCAAUAUGGCAAUCCCCAGCUGUGCUCCUUGUAAUAUGAAUGUUAAUGGCCAACCAAUGGUGCGCAGUGGUGACUCAGCAGUAGGUGCAAGGGCGAAUGGAAAGCUUGCUGCAGGAAGGGGGAGAGGUGUGGGGGGGAUUGCGGGGGGAGGUAUGCAGGGAAGUGCAGGGGGAGGUUCGGUGGGGUUUGCAAGGGGAGGUGUGGGGGGAGGUGUGGGGAGAGGUAUGAGGGGAGGUGUGGGGAGAGGUGUAGGGAGAGGUGUGGGGAGAGGUGUGGGGGAUGGAGGAGCACGUUACAGAGCUCCAGAAGGAGGGGCGGGGAGCAGAGCAGGUUGUAUGGGGAGGGAUGUGGUGCACAGUCAGGGCGGGGGGACCAGUGGGGGGAGUGUCACUGGGGAUGGCACGAUGCGGGGAGAGAGAGGGGCGCAUGGGGGAGUGCAGGAGGUAGAGAGGGGAGAGGAGGAGGAGAGGGAGGAGGAGGAGGAAGGGGAGGGCGAGGAGGAAGAGGAGGUGGUUGUGAGAAGGCUAGUUCACCUGGACAGUGUGUCCCUUUGCAAGAGGAGGACGGGGGGGGAGACGCAGGGGAGGCAGGAGAAAGAGGAGGAGGAAGAUGAGGAGGAAGAGGAGGAGGAGGAGGAGGAGGAGGAGGAGGAGGAGGAGGAAGAAGAGGAUGACACGGGGAGUGUGGUGGUUCGGAUUUUCCCCCAUUCGGAUAGCAUUUCUGUGCAGAAGUGUCAGCGGAUAAGGGAUGAUGAAGAAUGGGAGGAGGAAGAUGAGGAGGGGGAGGAGAGAGAGGAGGGAGAGGUGCGUGUGUUUCCACACGCCAAUAGCGUUGCUGUCCACAAAUUUAGGCAGAUAUGGGAGGGGGAAGGGGAAGAGGAGUCAGAGGAAGAGAAAGAGGAGGUGAAAGAGGAGAAACAGGAGGAGGAAUCAGGGGAAGAUAGGGCUGAGGAGACAGAGGAAGAAGGAGAGGUGCGCGUGUUUCCACAUGCCAAUAGUGUUGCUGUGCAGAAGUACAGGCAGAUAUGGGGGGGGGAAGGGGAGGAAGAGGGGGAAGUGGAGGAGAAAGAGGAGGAAGACUUGGGAGAGGAGGAAGCAGAGGUGCGUGUGUUUCCGCAUGCCAAUAGCGUUGCUGUGCACAAAUUCAGGCAGAUAUGGGAGGAGGAGGAGGGGAAAGUGAAGGAGGAAGAGGAUGAGACAGAGGAGAAAGAGGAGGAGGAGGAAUCGGAAGAAGAAAGGGCCGAGGAGGCAGAAGAGGAAGCAGAGGUGCGUGUGUUCCCACAUGCCAAUAGUGUUGCUGUGCACAGAUACAGACAGAUCUGGGAGGAGGAGGACCAGGAUGGGGAAGCGGAGGAGACAGAGGAGAAGUAUGAGGAGAAGGAGGAAGAGGGGGAGGUGCGUGUGUUCCCACAUGCCAAUAGUGUUGCUGUGCACAGGUAUAGGCAGAUAUGGGAGGAGGAUGAGGAGGAGGAAGAGGUGGAGAAUGAAGAAGAGGAAGAAGAGGGUGCAGAGGACACGCCAAAGGUUCGCGUGUUUCCCCAUUCAAACAGCCUAGCUAUUGCGAGGCAGCGGAAUGGGCUGGGGGAUAUAGGGAGAGAGGAGGUGGAGGAAGGGGAUGAAGAGAAGGAAGAGGAGGAAGAAGAGGACGAGGAGGACGAGGAGGAGGACGUGGGGACACCGGAAGAAGCAAGGGUUCGUGUGUUCCCACAUUCAAACAGUCUAUCUGUUGCGAGGCAGACGAAUACAGAUAGAGAUGGGGUAGAUGAAGUGGAGGAAGCGGAGGACGAGGAAGACGACGAGGAGGAGGAAGAGGAAGAUGAAGAGGAUGCCAAUGUGCGUGUCUUCCCCCAUGCCAACAGUGUAGCUGUGCGCAAGUACAAGGAGAUAUGGGAGAGUUGA
This is a messenger RNA of Closterium sp. NIES-65, 7152 nucleotides long. NCBI's taxonomy places the organism in Eukaryota, Viridiplantae, Streptophyta, Zygnematophyceae, Desmidiales, Closteriaceae. The record is from the annotation of a GenBank genome assembly.